This is a messenger RNA of Anolis carolinensis (green anole), 2259 nucleotides long. It is a transcript of the gene bcas4, whose product is annotated as breast carcinoma amplified sequence 4. Gene Ontology annotation, cellular component: BLOC-1 complex. The transcript has 5 exons. Bases 167 to 832 code for a protein of 221 amino acids. The record is from RefSeq and is a predicted model, not a curated record. Lineage: Eukaryota; Metazoa; Chordata; Lepidosauria; Squamata; Anolidae.
CCUGAAGCAACUACUCCAACUACAAGAAAAAUAGAUAAAUGUAUAUGCAUUAAAAACCUGGACAAAAGAGAAGAAGCAGCAGCAGAAUCUCCGGCCGAAGGAGAGAGAGGGAAGGAGCGCCUUGCAAGAGAGACGGAAGAGCCCCGUCGGGGCCUGAGCAGCAGCCAUGAGCCUUGCCUGGGUUCCUGAGGAGGAGCUUUCCGCCGCCUUCUUCAGGGACUCGCCUUCGUCGCCUUCCCCUCCUUCCUUCUCAUUGUCUUCAGGCGGCAGCAGGGCGGUGGAAGAGAAGGAGGAGUCGGAGGAGGAGGAGACCCCGGAGGGGGCUGUGGUGGCCACGGGAGGAGGAGGAGGAAAAGAAGCAGCAGGAGGAGAGAAGAGCGAGGCGCACCAUUUCGCCCACUGCUUGGUCCCUGAAGCCGGCGGAGAGAUGAAAGAAGUCGAAGAACGUAUAGAAGAAAUGUUAAUAAAACUAGAUGAAUUCUGUAGUAUCACUGAUAUGAUUAGAACUGAUACAACCCAACUUCUGGAUGAAAUGACUCCACUUAUUAGAGCCAAAAUGAUAGAAAUGAACAACAUUUACACCCAAGUGGAUAAACUAGAGGCCUUUGUAAAAAUGGUGGCAUGCCAUGUUUCCUUCCUAGAAGAACAAGUGGUUGAAGCAGAGAAGACUCGCGCCAUCUUCCCCUGCACAGUCCAGAAGCUGCUAGGUAUCCCUUCAUUUAAAAAAGAACGUACAUCUUCUCCGCAGCACACCUAUAACCUGCCAGAACUCUACAGAACUGAAGACUAUUUUAACAACAAAUAUAUAGGUAGCAAGUAUCAAAACUACUAGUGCUCAAUUUUUCUAUAUUUGAUAAAACAUAUACAUUAAUUUGGCAUUAUAGCCAAAUUGAUGUAAAUGUUUUAUCAAAGAAACAGAAUGUGUUCUUUUUUUGCUGUGUAACUUUGCUGUAAGGGAUAAAGUGAUCAAAAUACUUGAAGUUCUGGUGAAUUACAGCUAUUAAUGCUUUCUAUUAAAAAAUUAAAGCUAUUGGUAUUUUGUUUAAAUUUGAUGAGAGACACAAAACAGACUGUCUAGAUUUGGUGAUAAUUACUUAAAUUAUGUGCUGAUGUUAAGAACAGGGAAAUAUGCAUCUUAACAGUUAGAAUUUAUUAAUUUUUCUUGUAGCCCAAACAUUGUAGGCUGGAUCCAGACUGAGUCAUAGCAGAGAUCCACUGAAUCAAUUGGCAUUUAAGUCUAUUGUGAUUAAUUUUUCUGUCAACUUCAGCAGACCUACUCUAAAAGAAAAAGAUAUAUGUGUUCAAGUUAUGUUUCAACAGUUCUUGUGUAACAUAACAUUAAUGCAAAAGAUAAAAAUGCCUGGAGAAUAUAUUUGCGGUAAAUGAUGCAUUAAACCAUCUUCUAAAUAAAGUAGAUAAUAUACUAAAGGAACUUUAAGCACAAUGAACUACAUGGAUGCAAUAUGCAAUUUUCUGUAUAGCUUGGAAGCCAAGUUAUGUCCUGGUCCAAAGUAUAAAUACACAGCUAUUUUUGCAGGACUUGCAGGACAUGAUACAUCAAGAGCCAUGUCUUGGACCCUUCAAAACCUCAGAGCGAUUUUGCUCGUUCCAGCUGGUAACAUGCUUAGAACAGUGCUACAUAGAAACAGCUAACAGUAUGUGCUGAUAAAAUUACUGGGAAAAGACUAGAGAGGUAUGUCUAAUGGUAAAAAAAGUGUCAAAUCCGGAAAAAUGCAUUUUGUUCACACAAAAGUGGAAUUUCUUCUACUGUAAAAUAAAGAUCACUCUGCUACACAUAACAAUAUGUAUUUUUUACAAUUAUAGUCACUACUUUGCUAUUCUAAGCCUGAGCCAUAGAAAUAAGUGUCUUCAUGGAUCCAUGUGUGUUUCCUUCAUCUGAUAAUAAAAACACAACUUUUGUAUCCAGUCAUACGAACUAGAGUGAACCAGGAAGAACACACAUAAGUUGGAAUUUGGAAAUAAAUAAUUAUGGAAAUUAAACAGAACCAAGAUAAAAAGGAACAUUACUAAAAGCGAAAGCAGUGAAACUCCUCUUUGGGGCAAAUCACAGCCUGAAUGAUGAACUGGAAAGUGGCCUUUUAUCUUGAACAUUUCAAGUACCUGAUGUGAUCUUCAGGAAGAACAAAUCGUUUCCACGCUUUAUCUAUUGUAAACUGUAAGGUUAAGACAUUUUCUUUGCAAAAGUAGUGGUUAAUAUAUACAACACCAAUAAACAAGUAUUAAGAGCUUUCACAUGGA